AUGUUACAUUUACAGAAGCUGAAGGAUAUUCAAGAAAAGGCUGGAAACAGCAGCAGCAGCCAUGAUGGAGAAUCAGAUAUUGCCAAUGGAAAUAACAUCAAAAAUGAAUUUGAAGCAGCAGAACUGAAGCCAAACGUAUUGGGAAAACAUGUUUUUUCGGAUGAUGAAAACAACACGAGAUCUGCUGCAGAUUAUUUCAACAGGUUGGAUGAAGAAGUUGAGCUUUUGAAGAUGGUGGAAGCUGCAGAUAGUUCAUUAACAUCUCCUGAAGAUUGGGGCAGUCUUGAUUCUGAAGAUAUUCUAAACCCGCCAACAACUAGUUAUCAGUGGUGGGAUUUCUGGUCUUGA
This is a messenger RNA of Fraxinus pennsylvanica, 348 nucleotides long. Lineage: Eukaryota; Viridiplantae; Streptophyta; Magnoliopsida; Lamiales; Oleaceae. The record is from the annotation of a GenBank genome assembly.